Molecule: messenger RNA, 2086 nt
Organism: Gallus gallus (chicken)
Lineage: Eukaryota; Metazoa; Chordata; Aves; Galliformes; Phasianidae
Gene: KYNU
Product: kynureninase
Exons: 16
Coding region: 315-1907 (530 amino acids)
Biological process (GO): NAD+ biosynthetic process
Cellular component (GO): cytoplasm
Molecular function (GO): kynureninase activity; pyridoxal phosphate binding
Source: RefSeq, a predicted model, not a curated record
AGCUUUUAAGUAGGGAUUCGUUGUAUGCCCUUGUCAGCACUGUCUUGGGUAGAAAGACUGUGAGUAAAAACUUGGAAUGCUUGGAGAGAGUAUUUAAAGGGGCUGAGGGACUGUAUGGUUCUUUUAUUGAAGGCAUCAGUACAAACAUGGACAGAGUAGAACCAUAAAAAUACUCUUGCUUUUCUAGAUAUUUUGCAUCUAUUGGAGGAAAUAAAGAUCUCUGAACAGUAUCCUCUGAUGAAUGCUAAGAGGGUCCUCUUCUGACCCACGGAAGACUGCAGAAGUUACCAAUACCACAGCAGAGGAACUGGGAAAUGCAAGGCCCAGGAUCUGCUGCACAGCUGUGGAGGAGCUGGGAAGCUGUUCCCACUGUGUCUUCAGGAGGUGAUCAGUUGGUGAAAUUGAAUGACCUGAAAAUGGAUCCAUCUUCUACUGCGCUACCAGCAACCAUUAUAGAGCAAGCUGCCUCGCAGCUAGGAUGCAGCCCAACAGACAAGAAACUUGCUUUUCACUUAGAUGAAGAAGAUGAGUUAAAGAAUCUUCGUGAAUGUUUCUAUAUCCCGAAAGUCAAGGAUCUGCCUCCAACUGACCUGACCCUGGUGAAUGGAGAGGAGAGCUGCAUAUACUUUGUUGGGAAUUCUCUUGGACUCCAGCCAAAAAAAGUUAAAACUUACCUGGACGAAGAACUGGACAAGUGGGCUCGAACAGGUGUUCAUGGCCAUUUCAACGGGCAGCGUCCAUGGGCUCAGGCGGAUGAAUGCAUUGUGGACUUGAUGGCUGAACUGGUGGGUGCUCAAAGACAUGAGGUAGCCUUAAUGAAUGGACUAACUGUUAACUUGCACCUUCUGAUGCUAUCUUUCUUUAAGCCUACUCCGAGACGCUAUAAAAUUCUUCUAGAAGCCAAAGCCUUUCCCUCUGACCAUUAUGCUGUUGAGUCCCAGCUUCGAUUUCAUGGACUCGAUGUGGAGAAAAGCAUGCUCAUGCUGCGGCCACGGGAGGGGGAGGAGACCUUGAGGAUUGAAGAUAUUCUUGCUGUGAUUGAGGAGGAAGGGGACUCUAUUGCUGUCAUUCUGUUCAGUGGGGUGCAGUACUACACGGGCCAGCUGUUUGACAUCCCUAGAAUAACAAAAGCUGGCCAAAAAAAGGUCUCUCAGAUAAAUCAAAAUUACAGCGUAUUGUGCGAGACACCCAUCAGCAGGCUGAAGGAGGAUGGUUGCUUUGUUGGAUUUGACCUGGCUCAUGCUGUUGGGAACGUAGAGCUCUGUUUGCAUGACUGGGGAGUGGAUUUUGCAUGCUGGUGCACCUACAAGUAUUUAAAUUCUGGAGCAGGAGGCCUCGCUGCUGCAUACAUUCACGAGAAGCAUUCCCAGAGUAUUCAACCAGCGUUAGUCGGCUGGUGGGGUCAUGAGUUCAAAACACGAUUCCUCAUGGAAAACAAAUUACAACUAAGUAAAGGAAUUAAUGGAUUUCGGUUAUCAAAUCCUCCUAUUUUACUGGUCUGUUCUCUCCAAGCUGGUUUAGAGGUUUUUGGUCAAACUACAAUGAAAGCAUUGAGAAGAAAAUCUGUUCUGCUUACUGGUUACUUGGAAUACCUGAUAAAACAUCAUUACAGCGAGGAUAAAGCAAAUCCAGAGAAGCCCUUUGUAAAAAUCAUCACACCACCUCAGAUUGAAGAGAGAGGAUGCCAGCUCACAUUAACUUUUUCUCUUCCAAUAAAGUCUGUGUUUGAGGAGCUGGAGAAGAGAGGAGUAGCUUGCGACAUGCGAGAACCAAAUGCUCUUCGCGUUGCCCCAAUUCCUCUCUACAAUUCUUUCCAGGAUGUGCACAGAUUUAUUGAAAUCUUGGGAUCUGCAAUUACUUCUUCAAAACAAACAGCAAACAAUACUGCGCUAUCUGGUUCUUAUUGAUGGCUCCGCCAUAUCUUUUAAUCUACUUCUGACUAAGAUGCAUUUAUCCCACUAAGCAAUUCCUUGCUUUGAGUAAGCGAAGCUAUAUCCCAUGCAAUUUGCAAAAAAAUGACUGUGCUUGAAUAGUUAUUUACAACAGACCUAAUUUUAUUAAAGCUCAUAUUUCCACUUUGCUUUGA